This is a messenger RNA of Nicrophorus vespilloides, 1425 nucleotides long. Its product is annotated as ubiquitin-conjugating enzyme E2 R2. NCBI's taxonomy places the organism in Eukaryota, Metazoa, Arthropoda, Insecta, Coleoptera, Silphidae. The transcript is spliced from 5 exons. Bases 508 to 1233 code for a protein of 241 amino acids. The record is from RefSeq and is a predicted model, not a curated record. Gene Ontology annotation, molecular function: ubiquitin conjugating enzyme activity. Gene Ontology annotation, biological process: protein polyubiquitination; ubiquitin-dependent protein catabolic process.
UGCAGGUGAAUGCGCAAUGGUGUUGGUAGGUCCAGCUGUUUGGAGUUGGUGAUUCGUGGGUGAGAAGAGAGCGGUGUGUGUGCGAGGAUUGCUUUGUCUUGGAACGUCCUUUGCGUGUGUCGUCCUGCCUUCUAGUUAUUCAGUUGUGAAACUCGCUGAGAAACGGUCGCAGAGUACUGACGAAGUAGUCUUGAAUCGUCUCCGUCAGUGUUGGCCGCCGUGUGGAUAAUCUCGCUCCGCAGUACCAGUCCUUUUCCCCUUUUAUUUUAUUAUUAUUUUUUUAUAUUUUCGUUCGCUACGGAACCAAUGGCGUCAUCGCAGUGUGCCUAAAAACCGAACAGAAGCAGCGUUUCCUUUUGUUUGAAUCCUUCGGUUUUUUCUAUUUGGCAUUUCCGCAUCUCGCAAAGAUAGUUCUGUGGACGGCAGUACAGAGGGAGAGAGAGAGCUAGAGAGGAAGGCAUCGGGAAAGUUGUGAGUGUGGAGUAUUAUAAUAAAAGUCCGUGGAAUAUGGCAGCGACGAGGACGAACUGUAGCGCUCUGAGGGCCCUCGCCGUGGAGUACAAAUCCUUGCAGGAGGAGCCCGUCGAAGGUUUCUGCGUCAAACUCGUCAACGAGGAUAACCUAUUCGAAUGGGAGGUCGCGAUUUUCGGGCCCCCGGACACCCUCUACAUGGGCGGCUGUUUUAAAGCUCGUAUGAAAUUCCCACAGGACUACCCGUACUCUCCACCGACAAUUAGAUUUUUAACUAAAGUUUGGCAUCCGAAUGUAUAUGAGAACGGUGAUUUAUGUAUAAGCAUUCUUCAUCCACCAGUAGAUGAUCCGCAGAGCGGAGAGUUGCCCUGCGAACGCUGGAACCCGACCCAGAAUGUCCGCACCAUUUUGCUCAGUGUAAUCUCGCUGCUCAAUGAACCAAACACCUUCAGCCCCGCCAACGUAGACGCCUCCGUUAUGUACAGACGCUGGAGGGACUCCAGAGGUCGCGACAAAGAAUACGAAAACAUCAUAAGGAAGCAAGCGAUGGCUGCCCGCGCAGAGGCGGAACGAGAUGGAAUCCAAGUGCCUCUGACUCUCGAGGAUUAUUGUAUAAAGACUCAAGUGAAACCAAACACGUCCGAUUCCCAGGUGGAAAUGACCGACUUUUACGAUGAUGAUUACGACGAGGAGUACGAUGACCCAUCGGACGGCUCGGACUACGAGGAAGACGAAAACGACAGCGGUAACGGAGAGUCGUGAUCCCAUGGUAGACGUCCCUCGUCCCAUUUUCAUAACACACUGUACAUUUUUUAAUUAUUAUUAUUACCUUUCUUUUCGAUUAAAUCCCUUAUUUACUAAUCACGGUAUGCAAAAAAAAAGAAGAAUAACGAAACGAAAGAGGUUUACCAACGAGCGUACAUUGGUUUCUUGUAAAUAUUCCCAGGUUCAAAA